Messenger RNA from Moneuplotes crassus, 785 nucleotides. The record is from the annotation of a GenBank genome assembly. NCBI's taxonomy places the organism in Eukaryota, Ciliophora, Spirotrichea, Euplotida, Euplotidae.
AGGCAGCAUAAUUUAAUUGAACUUGGAAGAAGAUGGAGAGAAUGGAUGAAGCACAGUGUGAAGUUGAAAAACAGAUGUUUGGAGAAGAAAGAAGAUUUGAGGAAGAAAUAUUCGAAUUAGUUUGAAGAGAUAUUUACCAUUACUCAAACUUUUUAAAUAUCAAAAAAACUUUUUUAAUAAGUCUAGAUAAACUCCGCGUAUAUAAAUUUGCCAGAAAAAUGAAAUCUACUGCUAUUCCAGAUCUUAACCAGAUCAACUUCCGUCAAUUUCCCCCAAGAAAUAAGAGAACUGCUAGUCUCAUCUCAAGUUGAUUUCCUAGGUCAGUCAAGCGUAUGGCCGCUUAUCAGCAAUCUUGUUUUGAACCAAUUAGAAGAUAUUUUACAGAAUUUAUAAGAAUUGCUCCUAAAGUUCAACACGAGAUAUUAUUCAGGAGCUUUACUAUUAGUGACAGAGAAUUCAAAAGAAUUAUGUCUGCUGUGAGACAUGUUAGAGUGGUCUAUUUUGUAGAGUGCGAGAUUUCUGUUACUAAAGUCCCUGACUUUUCAUUAGCAUUAGCUAAAACUAGACUUGAAAAUUUUUGAAUGAUGAAAUGCAGCUAUGGUCAUAAAAGCAAUUUGGAACAAAACUCUCGAGAGUUUAAGAAUUUUAUUAAAGGAUUAAGCACCUCUAAUGAUCUUAAACAAAGCCUAAAGUGAAUGAUAGUUAAAUCUCAAACAUUAGAAAUAGGAGACAUCAAAAGCACACUAAAUGAAAAUGGGUUCGAAGAUAUCAAACUUUUUCUAUAA